Molecule: messenger RNA, 528 nt
Organism: Pisolithus orientalis
Lineage: Eukaryota; Fungi; Basidiomycota; Agaricomycetes; Boletales; Pisolithaceae
Exons: 6
Coding region: 1-528 (175 amino acids)
Source: RefSeq, a predicted model, not a curated record
AUGCAUAUUAGGCAUAAGGCAAGGGACCAGUCGACACUAUUGCAUGUGAGAGUGCUGGAGUUGCAAUAUGCUGGCAAUGCCAUUGCAAUGCCCUUUGCAACAGAUACAUUCCCUUUGUCGACCAGUAGUAUGCCUCUGGAAAAGCACACUACUACCUGCAAAUUGUGUGGGAAAACAUUCAAGCUGACUGGAAAAGGACCUCAUCACAAAUCAUGCAUCAGGUGGGCUUGCAAAACAAAUGAAGAUCAUGCUCACUUUGACUUGCUUCAUCGAGAAGGCAUUCUUACUGGUAGAUCAGUGACAGGGCCCACUGUUGAGACACACACAGAGCCAGCACCAGAGCCUGCUACAUUCUGGCCCAUGGUUAUGGAUCUUGAGCUGCCUGCUGGUGCUGAUGUGGGUGCAAAUGAUGAACUGAAUGUUGCUGAACCCAAGGUUGAUAUCAACAUCAUUGAUGAUAUCCAAGUUGAAUACCACCCAAAUGCUGGAAAGCCAACUGUGAAAGUGCCAUUCACUGAGUUCACCUGA